AUGAACGCUCUGUGGCGAAAUGGAGCUACGUUGGCUCAAUCCGACUUGAGCUCCGUUCGCUUGAUCGUGUCGGGAGGUGGACCUCUGAGUAAAGAAGCAUUUGCCAAGAUGCAAGCCGUGUGCCCCCAAGUGCGAAUUCUCGGUGGCUGGGGUCUGACCGAAACCUGCGGUGUCAGGUCCCUGUCAUAUAUCAGCGACAUCUUUCCGGGCUCGAGUGGGGUCUUGCUUCCGGGCGUCCGCAUCCGAUUGAAAAACGAUAACGGCCGUGAGAUUGAGACUCUCGAGGAAAUGGGCGAGAUCGAGAUUGCCACUCCCAGCCUCGUGUGCGGGUACAUUGACUCUGCCAGGGAUGCGCUUCUCCCGCCUACAGACAAUGCAGACUUCUGGUGGCCAACAGGCGACGUCGGCCUCUUCCGCACGGGCCCCAGCGGCGAGAACCAUCUGUUCAUUGUAGAUCGUAUCCGGGACAUGGUCAAGGUCAAGGGCAACCAAGUCGCCCCUGGCCAAAUCGAGGCGUAUCUGAUCCAACACGCCGCCGUCGCCGAGACCGCCGUCAUCGGAAUCCCUGACGAAGUAGCUGGUGAGCGAGUUCUGGCCUUCGUGGUCCGGGAGCCGUCGUAUGCACCUGAGACGAGCGAGGAUGAUCUUCGAAGGGAAAUCCGGGAUUACAACGACCUUGAACUGCUUGAGGUUUGCCGUCUCCAGGACCGAAUCAUCUUCAUCGAUCAGAUACCGAAAAGUGCGAGCGGCAAAAUGCUUAAGCAAGAACUGAGGAAGCAGUUGUCUUCGCUUGAUGUCCCCAGUCCCCUUCUCUCAACUUGA
Molecule: messenger RNA, 822 nt
Organism: Penicillium crustosum
Lineage: Eukaryota; Fungi; Ascomycota; Eurotiomycetes; Eurotiales; Aspergillaceae
Exons: 3
Coding region: 1-822 (273 amino acids)
Molecular function (GO): CoA-ligase activity
Source: RefSeq, a predicted model, not a curated record